GACACGUAACACACGGUCUCACCAUCGCCAAGAACAAAUUUGUAGCCGCCAUUCGCAAUUUACUUUUUAGUGUUACUGUGUUAACACUUCUACAUAAUUUUUGGUUGCGUUUUCGCCUUUAUUUAUCCAGUCGUCGGAUCAGCACUCGGAAAUCACWAACAAGAUGCCUGUUCCCGCGCAAUCCAAAAUCGUCAAGAAAGGAAACUCGGAGCCUGAUCAGUUUGAGCUGUCCAUCGCCCAGGCCCUGCUUGAGUUGCAGAACAACAGCGACUUAAAGGCCCAACUUCGUGAGCUGUACAUCACCAAAGCCAAGGAGAUUGAGCUGUUCGGCAAGAAGAGUGUCAUUAUCUAUGUGCCUAUGCCACAGCGAGCUCAAUUCCAAAAAAUUCAAGCUCGUUUAGUUAGAGAACUAGAGAAAAAGUUCAGUGGCAAGCAUGUUGUAUUCAUUGGUGAUCGAAGAAUAUUGCCAAAACCAACUAGGAAAACAAGAACAAAGAGCAAUCAAAAGCGUCCAAGAAGCCGAACUUUAACUUGGGUUUACGAUGCAAUCCUUGAUGAUUUAGUCUAUCCAGCUGAAAUUGUUGGCAAACGUAUCAGAGUUAAAUUAGAUGGGAAACAAAUUAUGAAAGUUCAUUUAGACAAAACUCAGCAAACCAAUAUAGAGCACAAGGUAGAUACAUUUGCAUCUGUGUACCGAAAGUUGACUGGCAGGGAUGUGACUUUUGAGUUUCCAGAACCAUACUUGUAAACUUAGCCCAAUAAAAAUAUGUUUAUUUUAU
Messenger RNA from Diuraphis noxia (Russian wheat aphid), 779 nucleotides. RefSeq names its product small ribosomal subunit protein eS7-like. Gene Ontology annotation, biological process: ribosomal small subunit biogenesis; translation; rRNA processing. The record is from RefSeq and is a predicted model, not a curated record. Lineage: Eukaryota; Metazoa; Arthropoda; Insecta; Hemiptera; Aphididae. Gene Ontology annotation, molecular function: structural constituent of ribosome. Gene Ontology annotation, cellular component: 90S preribosome; cytosolic small ribosomal subunit; ribosome.